This is a messenger RNA of Chenopodium quinoa (quinoa), 2618 nucleotides long. Its product is annotated as urea-proton symporter DUR3. The transcript is spliced from 9 exons. Bases 275 to 2410 code for a protein of 711 amino acids. Gene Ontology annotation, biological process: urea transmembrane transport. Lineage: Eukaryota; Viridiplantae; Streptophyta; Magnoliopsida; Caryophyllales; Amaranthaceae. The record is from RefSeq and is a predicted model, not a curated record. Gene Ontology annotation, molecular function: urea transmembrane transporter activity. Gene Ontology annotation, cellular component: plasma membrane.
UGCAACCAAAAGAUCUCCCUCCCCCCAAAAAAAUUGUUGACUUGCUUUCUCCAAUCAUUCAACGUCGAAGAAUUCUUAUUUAAUCCCGUAAAUACAAAUGAACUGAAACAUCCAAUUUCAUGUAUUUUUAUAAUAAUCGCAUAAUACGUCUAAAUAUACAUAGAAUAUAAAUAUAUUCCACUUUGAUUAGACUAAAAAGUGGAAUAUAUAUAUAAAUCACUAAUCAAGAAAACCAUACAUCAUAGUUAAAGCAGUGUAACUAGUUAAGGUAUCAAUGGAAACAAAGUGUCCUCCAUUUGGAUUUGCAGGGAAAUAUUACCUAAACUCAGAAGGUAGUUGUGUAAGGCAAACUAGCUUCUUUGGUGGAAAGCCAGUGCUAAAUCAAGGUGUUGGCUACUCUGUUAUUUUGGGUUUUGGUGCUUUCUUUGCUGUCUUCACCUCUUUUCUGGUGUGGCUGGAGAAACGAUACGUUGGUUCUCGUCACACAUCAGAAUGGUUCAACACUGCUGGCAGAUCAGUAAAAACUGGGCUCAUCGCCAGUGUCAUUGUCUCACAGUGGACAUGGGCUGCCACAAUCUUGCAAAGUUCAAAUGUUGCUUGGCAGUAUGGUAUCAGUGGUCCUUUCUGGUAUGCUAGUGGUGCUACUAUCCAGGUGAUUUUGUUUGGGAUAAUUGCAAUAGAAAUCAAGAGAAAAGCUCCUCAUGCUCAUACAGUCUGUGAAAUUGUGAAGGCUAGAUGGGGAACAGCUGCUCAUGUCGUAUUUUUAAUCUUCUGUUUCCUCACAAACAUUAUAGUCACAGCAAUGCUACUUCUAGGAGGUUCUGCUGUUGUUAAUGCACUUACAGGAGUUAAUCUAUAUGCUGCUAGUUUCUUGAUACCCCUUGGAGUUGUUAUCUACACACUUGCCGGAGGACUAAAAGCCACGUUCCUUGCAAGCUAUAUACAUUCAGUGAUUGUGCAUGUGGUGCUGGUAAUUUUUGUGUAUCUAGUUUACACAGCGAGCAAGGAACUUGGUAGUCCUGCUGUUAUAUAUGAGCGAUUGAAAGAAGUUUCGAGCAGAUCAAGACUAUGUAUGGAGCCUAUUUCCCAUGAUGGUCAAUCUUGUGGUCCGGUGGAUGGAAAUUAUAAAGGUUCUUACCUCACCAUGUUGAGCUCAGGUGGACUUAUCUUUGGGAUUAUUAACAUUGUGGGAAACUUUGGGACCGUCUUUGUCGACAAUGGAUAUUGGGUUAGUGCAAUAGCAGCAAGGCCUUCAUCAACACAUAAGGGUUAUUUGUUGGGUGGUUUGGUAUGGUUUGCAGUGCCAUUCUCUUUAGCAACGUCGUUAGGGAUUGGGGCUCUUGCUCUGGAUUUGCCUAUUAAUGCGAGUGAAGCUAUCCAUGGCCUUGUUCCUCCUGCUACCACUGUUGCUUUGAUGGGCACAUCAGGAUCUGUCUUGAUCCUCACUAUGCUCUUUAUGGCUGUAACAUCAGCAGGAUCAGCCGAGUUGAUAGCAGUCUCAUCACUAUGCACAUAUGACAUCUACAGAACUUACAUAAACCCAAGUGCGACAGGAAAGCAAAUCCUCAAAGUUUCAAGAAUAAUAAUCCUAGCAUUUGGGUGUUUCAUGGGAGUACUAGCAGUGAUACUAAACAAAGCAGGGGUUUCACUAGGUUGGAUGUACUUGGCCAUGGGAGUUUUCGUUGGAUCAGCAGUUAUGCCCAUCGCGUUUUCUCUCCUGUGGAGGAAGGCAAACUCCAUAGGAGCCAUCCUAGGAGUAACCAUUGGUUGUAUUUUAGGUGUCAUUACUUGGGUGACAGUAACAAAGAUCGAGUAUGGGGUGGUGAAUCUUGAUACAACAGGAAGAAACGCGCCUAUGCUUGCAGGGAACCUUGUGUCAAUUCUUAGUGGUGGAGCUAUUCAUGCUGUUUGUAGCUUCUUGUGGCCUCAGAAUUAUGGAUGGGAUACCACUAAGAAGAUUAGCAUGGUUGAGAAAGAUAAGACCGAGCUUUCUUCUGUCGAGUUUGAGGAGGAGAAACUCAAGAAGGCUAAGGCAUGGAUUGUGAAAUGGGGUCUUGUUUUUACUCUUGUGAUUGUCAUCCUCUGGCCUGCUCUUAGCCUCCCUGCAGGGGUGUUUAGUUUGAAAUACUUCACAGUUUGGGUAGUCGUCGCAAUAGCAUGGGGAACUAUAGGAUCAGCAGUUAUAAUAGCAAUGCCUGUGUUUGAGAGCUGGAAAACAAUUCAAAGUGUAUUGACGGGCAUUUUCACGAACGAUAGGCUCAUCGAAAGGAUAGAGGAGUUGAAUUCGAAGAUGAACACGAUCAUACUAGCGAUCCCUGAAGCAGAGCGCCUUUAUUUGCUUGAGAAAGAGAAGGCAAAGAAGAAAGAUUUGAUAGAUGAUCAAGUGCAAGAAGUUCAUCACUUAGCUUGACAAACAUUCUAAUGUAAUUGGAUAUUAGUCUAAAAAAACCUACUUCAAUGAUUCAAUGCACGUCUAUUAGAUAAGAUCAUACUCUGUAUAUUGUGAUGUAUUAAUAAAAUAUAUACAUACAAAAUUAUUGGGAUAAAAUGUUACUGAUGAUAUAUAACUUGUAUAUACUAGAAAAUUGUUUCUGCAUACUUAGGUAACCCCUCCUGCA